This is a messenger RNA of Alternaria metachromatica, 1017 nucleotides long. RefSeq lists its product as uncharacterized. The record is from RefSeq and is a predicted model, not a curated record. The transcript has a single exon. NCBI's taxonomy places the organism in Eukaryota, Fungi, Ascomycota, Dothideomycetes, Pleosporales, Pleosporaceae. Gene Ontology annotation, molecular function: protein binding. The coding region runs from base 1 to 1017 and encodes 338 amino acids.
AUGGCAUCUUCCCAAGACAUAACCAUCGAAAACCUCACUCUUGAGCACAAGGCGCCACGUCUCAUCCUGGACGGCCUCAUAGACCGCAUGUCACCAAUCUCCGCUCUCAUAGACCCAGCACCCCCGAACCGUGUCUUUGGGUCUCUCAAAAUCUUCCCCACAGAAAUCCUCCUCCAGAUCAUCGAAGAUCUCACCAUCAGAGACACGAUGCGUUUCCGACGCUGCUGCCGCUUCGCCAUGCACCUCGUCGACACCGAAUCACCGCUACGGUAUGCGUUGAAGUGGGCGCCAAAUACCGUUAAAGGAAUGAUAGCGAUACGGAAUACAGCGCACAUCACACCGAAGAUGUUGUUUCUCACGCUCCGACAUCGACGCUGCUCGUCCAAAAGGAGUGGGAAAAAGUGUUGUGGAAGGCUAGCAGAGAUAGUCUACCUACCUACGUGCACGCGCCUCUGUCUUCGCUGUCUAGAUAUAGGCCACAUACGGCCCGCGAGUAAAGAGUCGGUAGUCCGCUACGUUGGCGACAUAGGACAUGAGAAUCUGAGCACGGUGUCCCGUUUCCGGGUUUUACCUGUCACAUUAACGAAUGGGGUAAACAGAUUCUGGAUUAAGGCAGAGGAGAAGAUGUACGAUUGGGAAUACGUCGAUGAGGUGUGUCCCCAUCAGACACAACUUGACGGUGAUCGAUACAGCACAUAUUGGAUCAAUCGUCGCAUCUUCCUUGGCGAAAUGAAGGCACAGCAACGGUUUAGCUACCUAGGUCACCUUACAGAUGUGGAUGUCGUACCGAAGAUGACAGUCAUGGGUAUGUGCUCUGUCUGGGCUCCGGCGAUUGACCCAGUGCCAUUAGCAGCGGAGAAGGAGUUCUACUGCUUGUGUUGCUUAGGCACGGCGAUAAGGCGAGAAGUCUUUACUAGAGAGGAGUUCUUGGUUCAUCUUAGGGAUGUGUGCCGUGUCAGGCCGAAAGGUAUUUGGUAUCGGAACGAUCUUCCUGAGCUGGUUCUUGCAAGCGAUUGA